UAGGUUAUAAAUAUUUGGGUUUGGGUCGGGUAAAAUUACAAAUCCAUACCCGACCCGACCUGAUAUCGGGUUCAGGUAAAAAAUCUCGGGCCAAGUUCGAAUUACUUUGUUCUAGGUUCGGAUUUGGAUAUUUUAAUGUUCGGUCGAGUCAAUUAAGAUUGGGUUCGGGUUGAGAAGUUCCACCAAGUUGAGCACUAUUCCCAACCAAGCAACUAGGGCAGUCAGAUUGUUUUUUCCUCAAUAAUCCGUCAAGGCGGAGUGACGGAGGAGGAGGCUAUACAAUGUCGACGGUGUACGUAUUGGAGCCGCCGACGAAAGGCAAGGUGAUUAUCACGACAACCUACGGGCCUUUAGACGUCGAUCUCUGGCCAAAAGAGGCCCCCAAAGCUGUCCGAAACUUCGUGCAGCUCUGCCUUGAAGGCUACUAUAACAACACCAUCUUCCACCGAAUCAUCAAAUCUUUCCUCAUUCAAGGGGGUGAUCCAACCGGCACUGGCACUGGAGGAGAGAGUAUCUAUGGGGGUGUGUUCCCUGAUGAAUUCCACUCCCGCCUUAGAUUCAAACACAGGGGUUUGGUUGCAUGUGCUGGUUCCGGCUCACCCAAUACAAAUGGAAGUCAAUUUUUUAUAACAUUAGAUAAAUGUGAUUUUCUAGACAAGAAGCACACAAUUUUUGGAAAGGUAACUGGGGAUUCAAUUUACAAUCUUUUGAGUAUCGGCGAAAUUGAAACUGACAAUGAUGACAGGCCAUUGGAUCCUCCCCCUAAAAUCCUUUCUAUUGAGGUAUUCUGGAACCCAUUUGAUGACAUUAUUCCACGGGUAACACCUAAAAGUGCUUUAGUGCCUUUAGCUGACAAUGACCAUCAGGGUAAACAGCGGAAACCUAAAAAAAACUUGAAUUUGCUUUCAUUUGGCGAAGAAGCAGAGGAAGAGGAGAAAGAUUCGUCUGCAAUCAAUGUCAGGAUAAAAAGCAGUCAUGAUAUACUGGAUGAUCCACGCCUUCUGAAGGAAGAAAACCAUGAUGAAUGUUUGACAUUAUCUGAGAACAAAAUAAGAAGGGAUGUGCAGUUAAGUGUCAAAGAAGCAUUGCGCUCAAAGGGGAAUGCAGUAGCAAGAGAACCAGACGCAAAACCUCAUCAAUCCCAUAGUGAAGAAGAUGAUGAUGAUGACGAUACUGGCUUUGAUGUACGGAUGCGUAGGCAGAUAUUGGAAAAAAGAAAGGAACUUGGAGACAUGCCAAGCAAGCAGAAGUUGCAAAAAGAGAACUCCAAGACAAGGGCGCGCUCCUCGUCUCCUUCAAGGUCUGCCAAAGAAUAUGAUGACCGACCAAAAAUUGAAAAAUUGUCUAUAAAGAAAAAGGGAAUAGGGUCCGAUGCUAGGGCUGAACGCUUGGCUUGUGCUGAUACAGACCUGCAAUUACUAAAUGGAACUGAACGCGAUAGACACUCGUUGAAGCUAAAACGGCGCAGGCGCCAUGGGCAGGAAGAUGUGGUGUUAGCGAAACUAGAAAAGUUUAAGAAUUUGAUUUCUUCAAAGCCGCAUACUUUUAGUGGUGAAAAUGAUGGAGAAAAGGGCGAGGACCUAUCUGAUUGGGCAUCUGCCAAGCUAAAAUUUGACCCCGAGCCUUCAAAGAACAAUAUGUCGCGCAACAAUGACCCGAAUGACUAUUUGGUGCAUGACCCACUUUGGGAGAAAGGCAAAGAGAAGUUCAAUAAAAUGCAAGUGAAGCAGAAGCGCCGAGAACGAGAAUGGGCAGGAAAGUCCAUUACUUGAAAUUCUCCAUUCUUGUGCUAGCAUGAAAUGUAGUUUAUAUAUAUCGAUACCUUCUUCUUCAUGGGCUGAAUCAAAUCCUCUUUUCGUGUUUUUCCGUGCCAAAAAACGAAUGAAUAUUUUGAUGCUAAGAGGAAUCUUUAUCAAAUUUGUACAUGUUCUAUAAGACUGAAGUUGAAACAAUGGCAUUAACUCAUCAUUAGCAGUCACUCUAUAUAUCUCAUUA
This is a messenger RNA of Cuscuta campestris, 1995 nucleotides long. The record is from the annotation of a GenBank genome assembly. Lineage: Eukaryota; Viridiplantae; Streptophyta; Magnoliopsida; Solanales; Convolvulaceae.